This is a messenger RNA of Plasmodium yoelii, 933 nucleotides long. RefSeq names its product conserved Plasmodium protein, unknown function. The transcript is spliced from 4 exons. Lineage: Eukaryota; Apicomplexa; Aconoidasida; Haemosporida; Plasmodiidae. The record is from RefSeq and is a predicted model, not a curated record. Bases 1 to 933 code for a protein of 310 amino acids.
AUGGAAGAUAGUGAUGAUGAUGAUAAAAUACAGGUUAUCGUGUAUGGAAAUUCUACCGAGGCCAACUUCGAUGAUUUUUAUAGGGAAGAAAUCAAAAAGGAAGGAAAUGAAAAUAUAGCAAGCCUAGAUGGCACUGAUUAUCCCCAAAAUGAAACUGAGAACAUCGAACAAGAAGUUGAUAUGGAAGCUCAAGUACAAAAAGCAACAAAAGAAAAUAAAGUUUUUAUGAAAUAUGACUAUACUAAAGAAAAACCAUGGGGUCAUCAUCAAGAUAAAAGCAUGUGGUUCAAUUAUAAUUUUAAUGAACAGACUUUUAAAGAAUGGAUACAAAAACAUAUAGAUAAAAGAUUAGAAAAACAGAAAAAUUAUAAAAUAGAAACUUAUGAUAAUAUUUAUGAUGAUAAUAAUUUUAAAACAAAUAUUGACAAUCAAUUAUUAUAUGAACAAGACAUAAAAAAUCGUAAUUUAAAAAAUGCACAUUUUACAAAUAAUACCAUAAAAAAUAGUGACACUAAUUUUGAAUAUAUAAAUCAUAACAAAAAUAAUACUAACGUUAAUUUUAAUAAAUAUAGCAAUCAAAAAAAUGGGCCUAACAAUAAUAAUAGCAAUAAUAGUAGCAAGAAUAGCAAUAAUAGCAAUAAUAGCAAGAAUAGCAAUAAUAGCAAUAAUAGCAAGAAUAGCAAUAAUAAUAGCAAUAUGUUACGAGGGAAAGAAAAUAGCCACCGCACUAAUAGUAACGUCUUAAAUUAUGACCAAAAUUCUGUACACAAACUAGCCAAUAAGCCGAAGAACACUUCUGCUAAUUUUAACCGAAAUACCAAUCUAGAAAAAAGCCAAAUUCAAAAAGAGAAAGAUAAUUUUGAAUCAAAACAACAGGAUUUAUCACAGUUUCAGCAGUUUAUUAACUUUUUCAAGCAAAACCAGGAUGCAUAG